This is a messenger RNA of Papilio machaon (common yellow swallowtail), 1313 nucleotides long. Its product is annotated as 4-hydroxyphenylpyruvate dioxygenase. NCBI's taxonomy places the organism in Eukaryota, Metazoa, Arthropoda, Insecta, Lepidoptera, Papilionidae. Gene Ontology annotation, molecular function: 4-hydroxyphenylpyruvate dioxygenase activity. Gene Ontology annotation, biological process: L-tyrosine catabolic process. Bases 80 to 1216 code for a protein of 378 amino acids. The transcript is spliced from 4 exons. The record is from RefSeq and is a predicted model, not a curated record.
AGGUUGCAGUAUUUUGAAGAACACCGAUUUGGGUUGUGUUGAAAAAUAUACACCGAAACUUUGGAAAAAAAGUUGUAAAAUGACAAAAGGACAAGAAGAUAAAAAGGAUGCGGCCAAGGUUUUACAUUUCGAUCACCUUACUUUUUGGGUUGCCAAUGCUAAAACGGCUUCAAGUUAUUUUGUAAGUCGUUUCGGCUUUAAACCACUGGCUAGAAGAGAUGCGAAUGAGACAAACCCGGUUCAAGCCUAUGCUGUUAAACUAAACAAGAUAACCAUAAUAUUCGAGUCUCCAACCACUUCUGAAGGGGCGAUUUCUAAUGAUCUAAUAGCUCACGGGGACUUCGUCAAAGAUGUUGCGUUUGCUGUUAACGACCUUGAUGAAUUAGUUCGAAGAGCCACACUAGAGGGUGCUAAGAUCGUUAAGGGUAUUACAGAAGAGAACGACAAAGAUGGAACUCUUAGAUACGCGGUUCUUAAGACUUACGGCGAUAAUACUCACACACUGAUAGACCGGGCUAACUAUAGCGGUCUACUACUACCAGGAUAUGAGGCAACAGACAGUGACCCUCUCGACAUACUGCUUCCAGACACACAUCUAAAAUUCAUAGACCAUGUUGAAGGUAACCUGACUGAUGGUACCUUAGAAAGCACAGCAACAUGGUACGAAAAAAAUUUAAAUAUGCAAAAAUUUUGGUGCGUCGAUUAUAAACAUGAUUUAGUACCAUAUUCGUGCAUCAAUUCCUCGUCCGUUAUCAAUCAAGACGAAACAGUUUUAUUGUCAUUCAACGAAGCGGCUAAAGGACUAAAUCCAAGCAGUAAAGCUACAGAUUUCGUAAAAGCGUUGGGUACAUCUGGUGUUGAACAUAUUGCUCUGUACACAGAUGAUAUAAUUGCAUCCAUACGUAGCUUAAAGGCUCGCGGUGCUGAAAUACUAUCUUGGCCGCCAACAUACUACGAUUUAAUAAAAGAAAAACUUAAAGAUAGUACUGUAAACGUGUUAGAAAGUAUAGAAAUGCUUAAGGAGCAUAACAUACUUAUAGAUUUCGAUGAUCGUGGCUACAUGCUUCAAGCAUUCACCAAACAUGUCCAAGCUCGUCCUACGCUGUUUCUUGAAAUAAUACAGAGAAGGAACCACAGAGGUUUCGGUGCUAUGAACUACAAAUGGGUAUUUGAAGCGAUCGAACGUCUAACACCGGCCACAGAUAAAGAUAAUUGAUAUUAUGAUUAUAAUUUACUAAUAAAUUACUUAUAAAAUUAUUCAAUGAUAUAUGUUAUCUAUGUAAUCAUGCAUAAUCAUCAAUAAUGUAUCAAAU